This is a messenger RNA of Lachancea nothofagi CBS 11611, 633 nucleotides long. The record is from the annotation of a GenBank genome assembly. NCBI's taxonomy places the organism in Eukaryota, Fungi, Ascomycota, Saccharomycetes, Saccharomycetales, Saccharomycetaceae.
AUGUUUUUCAGGUCGAUUGCGUGUCUGAUUACCACCUUUGUAUUGUGCACGAUAGGCGUGACGGCCACGGGUAGCACAUACUCACCAGUGGCUUUGACACUGCCCUCUUUCACCAAAGAGUGUUUGUACUUCGAUUUGGUGUCAAACGAUGACUCUAUUGUUAUAAGUUACCAAGUUCUAACUGGUGGCAACUUCGAAAUUGACUUCGAAAUCACGGCGCCGGAUGAAUCCGUGAUCGCCACUGAAAAGCAGAAGAAGUACUCGGACUUCUUACUGAAAUCGUUCGGUUUGGGCCAGUACUCGUUCUGCUUCUCCAACAGCUAUGGCACCGCUUUGAAAAAAGUAGAAGUGACCUUGGAGCUGGAGAAAGAGAACUUGGGGGCCCAUUCCGCCCCUGAAGAUGCUAUUUCGAGUCACUCGAUCGAGGAAAUCGAAAGAAAUCUUAACAAAAUCACAAAGAUGAUGAACUACCUCAGAGCUAGAGAGUGGAGAAACAUGUACACCGUCAAGUCCACAGAAAGCAGACUAGUGUGGCUUUCCAUGUUGACCAUGGGGCUGAUGGUCGGCGUUAGCGUUAUUCAAGCCACCAUAGUACAGUUCUUGUUCAAAGACCGCCAAAAAAACUACGUAUAA